Messenger RNA from Agrilus planipennis (emerald ash borer), 2431 nucleotides. RefSeq names its product TGF-beta receptor type-1-like. Gene Ontology annotation, molecular function: activin binding; activin receptor activity, type I; ATP binding. The transcript is spliced from 9 exons. Gene Ontology annotation, cellular component: activin receptor complex; plasma membrane. Bases 484 to 1716 code for a protein of 410 amino acids. Gene Ontology annotation, biological process: nervous system development; activin receptor signaling pathway; protein phosphorylation. The record is from RefSeq and is a predicted model, not a curated record. NCBI's taxonomy places the organism in Eukaryota, Metazoa, Arthropoda, Insecta, Coleoptera, Buprestidae.
UGUGAAACGAUUGUUAAGAUAUUUGACAACUUAAUUCGACAGAACGUGGCAAAGUAAUCUUAAAAAACAUGGCUGAUAAGUAUAAUCAUACGAUUACAUUUUUUUAAGUAAUUGUUAUUUGUGAAAAGAGUGCGCUCGAUAUAUGCGGAACACACGAAAACUAAUUAUUUCUAUUAUUCUUAAAAUCGUGAAAAAUAAUGUAGUUAAGGUAGUUAACAAAAUGCAGAAAAAUAAUAAGUUGCAAAUUAUCGAGUUACAAUGUUUUCGUCGAAGGUUUUUAUGUAAAUAGACUGUUAUGUUAGGGGUUUUUGUAGUAUAAGUGUAAUAUUUUUACUGGUACAUGACAACAUAAGUUGAAAAUGUACAGGACUGCCUUAUACUUUACUGUCUGCUCAAUUUGGCUAUGCCAAAUUAUUACAGGAGUCCUCUCAUUGAAAUGCAAAUGUGAUCUAUGUAAAGACAAAAAUUACACAUGCAUCACAGAUGGAUACUGUUACACUUCAGCCACUCUUAAGGAUGGUGUUAUCUUAUAUAAUUACAGAUAACGCUACAUCGGACACGUCGUUGGGUACUAUAGAAAUAGCAGUUGUAAUAAUUCUUCCUACGCUCGUUAUUUGCAUUAUAGCGAUGGCUAUUUAUCUGUAUUAUCAAAACAAACGAAGUACGCAUCAUCAUUUAGGUUUAGGGGAUGAUAGCAUCGAAGCCCCCGAUCAUCCCAUUUUGAACGGCGUCAGUUUGAAGCACAUGAUCGAAAUGACGACUAGUGGUAGUGGAUCUGGAUUACCUUUGUUGGUACAGAGGAGUAUUGCUCGCCAAAUUCAGUUGGUGGAAAUUAUUGGGCAGGGUAGAUAUGGGGAGGUGUGGAGAGGUCGUUGGAGGGGAGAAAAUGUCGCUGUGAAAAUAUUCAGCUCUAGAGAAGAAAGGUCUUGGUUUAGGGAGGCUGAAAUUUAUCAGACAGUUAUGUUACGUCAUGAUAAUAUUUUAGGUUUUAUUGCAGCUGAUAAUAAAGACAAUGGAACAUGGACGCAGCUAUGGCUUAUAACCGAUUACCAUGAGCAUGGAUCUUUGUUUGAUUAUCUAGGCAGAAACACAUUUGAUACGAGUGCUAUGAUUCGCAUGGCCCUUUCAAUUGCCACUGGUCUAGCUCACCUUCAUAUGGACAUAAUGGGUACCCAAGGAAAACCGGCCAUAGCGCAUCGUGACCUGAAAUCGAAAAAUAUAUUAGUUAAAUCGAAUGGUACCUGUGCUAUUGGUGACCUUGGAUUAGCUGUUCGCCAUGAUGUUACCACGAAUACAGUCGAUAUACCUCUUAAUAAUCGAGUGGGAACCAAGCGAUACAUGGCACCUGAAGUUUUAGACGAAACCAUGAACAUAGAGCACUUCGAUUCGUUUAAAAGAGCCGACGUAUACGCUUUAGGGCUAAUAUUUUGGGAAAUAUCAAGACGGUGUAAUGUUGGUGGUAUUUAUGAUGAGUACCAAUUGCCGUUUUAUGAUGCCGUACCCUCAGAUCCUACCAUUGAGGAAAUGAGAAGGGUGGUUUGUGUUGAACGCCAAAGGCCUAGCAUACCGAACCGUUGGCAAAGUUGUGAAGCGUUGCAUGUCAUGAGUAAGUUGAUGAAAGAAUGCUGGUAUCAUAACGCCACGGCCAGACUGACCGCUUUGAGGAUUAAAAAGACUCUUGCCAACUUCAGAGCGUCGGAAGAAUUGAAAAUGUGAAGUCAGAGAAACGAGUGCUUUACGUCUUUGGAAAAGGCAUAAUAUAUUUAUAUAAACGGUGUGAUUGUGUGUGUGAAUGAGUGUGUUGAAUAACUAGUAAUAAUUGUUAGAUGACAUUUAUAUGAUGAUAUGCAAACACGUUAUUUUUUUGUUACGUUGGUACCAAACGCCAUGCAGUGAUUUUAUUAUUAAGUAUUACCGGUAUAUAGAUAGUCUUGUUUUACAGUUUAUUAAUAGUACGAUUAAUAUUUGUAACCUCGACGAUUUUGAAACACUGCCCUAUCCAUUCCAUAUACACGAAAUAGUUUAUAAAUACAACCUUCUCUGUUUAUUAUUAUACAGCCGUUUAAGUCUUCUCCCCCCCCCACCUCACACACUACUUACCUCCCAAUUUAAAACAGUUCAUCCUAGUAUGAUAAUGGUCACUGUUGGAAAAUGGUUUGUUUUAGGACCUCCUUACUUCUUAUUGGUUAAAACAUUUCUUUUUGUAUUUUCUAUUUAUUCUUAUUGAUUGAUGUUGUAUGUUUGUUUACCUCCUAUUUUUCUGUUUCGCAGACGACACACUCUUUUGUGAAAAAAUACUUUGUUUUUUGAAUUGAACUCCAUCUACUUAUUAUUGCUUUUUCGUCUGUCUAUUUCAAAAUAUUUGUAGCACGUUAUUGGUUGCGUUCAGAAAAUGACAUUUCACACCCACUCUGUUUUACGGUAUGGUUUA